Messenger RNA from Saccharomycopsis crataegensis, 921 nucleotides. RefSeq names its product carbon-nitrogen hydrolase family protein. The transcript has a single exon. The coding region runs from base 1 to 921 and encodes 306 amino acids. Gene Ontology annotation, biological process: detoxification of nitrogen compound. Gene Ontology annotation, molecular function: nitrile hydratase activity; nitrilase activity. The record is from RefSeq and is a predicted model, not a curated record. NCBI's taxonomy places the organism in Eukaryota, Fungi, Ascomycota, Saccharomycetes, Ascoideales, Saccharomycopsidaceae.
AUGCCAAUUAAGAAAGUUGCUGCUUUGCAAGUCGGAUCUGCCGCAACCACCCAACAGACCCUUAAAAAAAUCUUAUCUUACGAGUCUCAGCUUGUUGAAGAGAAGAUUGAUCUUGUGGUGAUCCCAGAAGCUACCCUUGGUGGAUACCCUAAGGGAAGUACUUUUGGAUCUUACCUUGGUUACAGAUUACCAGAAGGCCGUGAACAGUAUUUGCAAUACUACAACCAGGCCAUCGAGGUCCCAAAUUCUCCAGAAAUCCUCGCCUUGGAAACCUUUUCCAAAAAUAUCCUGGCUACCGUCGCCAUCGGGGUGAUUGAAAAAGGUGGAUCUUCAUUAUACUGCACCUUGGUGUACAUCGAUCCUAAGCUCGGAUACGUCGGUAAGCACCGUAAAUUGAUGCCAACCGCUUCUGAAAGAUUGGUUUGGGGUAGUGGUGAUGGGUCCACCAUGCCAGUGGUCAAGAGUGCCGUUGGUAAUCUCGGUGGGGGGAUCUGUUGGGAAAACUACGUUCCAUUGUUCAGAUAUGCCUAUUAUGCUAAAGGGGUUGACGUGUGGGUGGCCCCAACCGUUGAUUCUAGAGAAAUCUGGCAAGUUUCCAUGAGAACUAUUGCUUACGAAGCCAGAAGUUUUGUGGUCAGUGCCGUGCAAUUCCAACCUCCAGUGGCUGAUGACAAAACCCCAGAAGGAUGGGUGAAAGGUGCCAAUUUGAUCAAUGGUGGUAGUAUUAUCGUCAACCCAAUGGGUGAAGUCUUGGCUGGUCCUUUGGUUGGUAAAGAAGGGUUGUUGACUGCGGAAAUCGAUACUGAUGAUGUGAUCAGAGCCAGAUUUGAUUUCGAUCCAGCUGGACACUACUCCAGAGGUGAUGUUUUCAGCUUGACUGUCAAUGAGGCCCCAAAAGAUGUUCAAUUUGUAAAUAAAUGA